GACUCACCCACUGAUCGGCUCGUCACAUUUUCUUUCAAAUGUUAAAACAAGUCUCACUUGCAGAGCGCUCCUUCAAAACAGAAUGCAGACACGCCCACAUGCGGCAGCGGAACCCUUGACGUGCACAGCGCAGACCCGGCAAGGCGACUAGAACCAUAGGCGCUAUCAAAAAGGCCAUCGUCAUCUGGUACUACACACUAAAGUGCAUUCUACAAGAGUAGCUAGCUCGUCAAUAAGGGAUCAACAUAAGCAUACUGAGAUAGAUCGAAAGACCUGAGCAUGCUGUCUGGGAGGCUGGGAAGUGCUGUUGUGUUAGACGGACAACACAAAUUUUGAGCAUUGCUAAUAUCGCUCCAUUAUCUUCCAACCGUAACAUCUUCAGAAUCUGAGAAUUUCAUCUCGGGACUGACAAUUCCUAUAACAAUGCCGGCCUCGUCAACCCAUUACCUUUGCGGCCCCUUCUUCUUUCAUCGGGGGCUUCUUCUCAUUCCCCUUCUGCACGAAGCCCCGCGUAUGAAACUCCGUGGGAUCUAGAAGCCAACUACCGUUUUCAUCCUUGUCAUGAUUUUGAUUUUACUUUGACUCAUACCUUGACAUCUCGAAUGUGCCAUCAUCAGUCCCCUCCUUCUGCGCCAUCAGUGACCGCUCACACCUCAUCUACGGCGUCGGACUCCAUCAUUGUACCCCAUUACAGCAAGCAACAAGAAGUGCCGAAAGAAAGGGAAUCCAGUAUAGGUGCUCUUCCGUCGAGUCACGUUGACUCACUGUUCGUACCCUCAGCUCAAAUUUGGGAAGAGUCCUAUGGCCAGCUCAAAGAUCCAGAGGCGGGUGAUAAAACGACAGACGUCCCCUCCCUAACUCCUGCUACCUUUUCUGUUUCUCAAUCAUCUCUACAGCCUGGCGGAUCGCUCUUCGAUUUCUCUACUUUAGUUACCCUCGUUCCGUGUUCACAUCAAGUGGCGAAAGACUUGGUCGAUUUACCGAUAUCUAUCACUGAAAGUCAAUUUACUGGUACUGAGUUCCUCAAUAGAUCCGACAAUGUUAAUUUCCCUCAGCAGGACUGGCUAGCAAAAUGCGGCUCUGCCACGGGAGAGAUGAUUACCCCGAGUGAAGUGUCGUUGGGUAAAAGUUUCAGCUCCUCCAUUACCAAUAGAAAUUCGGCACCGAAGAUGCUUUGUCCAUCUCAUGCGAACUCACAAGCAAUAACCGAUUGUAUAUCCUCCAUCACGUCACCACCUACUCAUAUGGAGCCAAAAGACUUACUAAAGGCUACUCUUGCUACGCACGUUUGCGUAGUCCAAUCAAGUACCAGAACACAACAGAAUGGUGCAGGGUUCGUACCCCAAACUAACGAAGAGGAGCUGAUUCCAAUGGAGAAGGAAACAUCAGGUGGCGGAGCCACUGCACUCUGUUCAGGAUCUGUAGCCUUGACACGGGACAACAACCCAAGGGGAUCUCUGCCCGAACCCAGCUUUUCCUCUUCGCAGGACACUUCGAGGGAUGCUUGCUUCUUUGACGCAACAUACUCAUCCAUUGACUGCACAGUCAGAGAAAAAGCAUCCUUUAAACGAAUGCCAACGACUUUCCAAUCAUCUUUUCCCAAGUUUGGGGUAAGCGAGCAGUCCAACAACCGGUUGCGCUCAGUCGCCGUUGAGACCAAAGUACGAGACGAAAUGGAGGAUCUAAAUGUCUUGCAUUUUCAACAAGGAGUACUGUCGAUUGCUUCUGCUUUUUACGUAGAUCUUGCUACAUUAGUUGAACGAACACCGGUAAAUGUCAUAAGAAUGGGCAUGACGCGGUCUGGUUUGGGACCGAGAGGCCAGAAUCUUCAACAGACUAUCGAUGAUAUCAAGGAUGUCUGCGCCAAGCUGACUGAAGGAAAUGCUGUAGGCGUAGAGCACUUAGUAUCGCCGAGCAAGAGAACAAACAGCUGCGAAGGGCGCCUUUCCCAUUACGCUACCAUGCGCCUUGCUGGCGACAGACGCAAAAGCAGCAGUGCCGAUGCUAUGACUCAUCCCGAAAAAAUGGCUGAAAAUGUCUCGCCAUACUGGCAUCACGACUCAUCCGCCCCAGUUAAUGCCGGAAGCUGCCCCAUCAAGAAACAUAAAUCCGUUGCUUCUCCUUCUUUUACCUCCAGCUCCCCCCACUCAAGCUCUAAGCCAAUUACUCCUUCUCCACAGUCCAGUAUGCCGGGUGCAAUAUCUCGACUGGCCUCAUUGUCAUCCCCGUCUUCCCUGCCUCAGCCGCCAAGAAUCAUACAUGGCCCUUGGACAUCUGCUGAGAUAGAGAGGUUAAAGGGGUUAGUCAAACUGUCCAAGGAUGCAGAAGACGGGGUUCCAAGAGAGCACGUGGAUUGGGCCUGGGUGGUGAGGAAUUUUGGUGAUAGAAGAAACAGGCGUCAAGUCUUAAUCAAAGCCGUCGAGUUGGGUUUGAGAGAAACUUCUACACAUUACAGCAGACGUAUCAGACAGAAUGCUCAGCAAAACGGUCAUAAGCAUACGGCUGUAUCAGCUGCCCCUAUUCGAUCCGUUCUUAUACAUAAGCACCAUAAUCUCGAAACUUCCCAGCCUCCUGGGGCCACCUUUGUUCAGCAGUCUCUUGUGUUUCCAUCUCCUUCCGCACAUACGCGUCGGAAUAGCGCGCAGGCUGAAUUCAAUGACUCAGCGCGAACCGCGAUGCCACCUACGCCAAAGAACUCCCUUUCUUAGCCUAUUUUUACCCAUUCACGUGAGACCCAGUCAGCUUUGGUUGGUAUACUACCACCAAAUCUCCCAAGACGUCAAACACAUCCAAUAAGCGAGUCAAGACAGUCCCCUAAGCGUUUGUUAUCUGGAGCGCCGCGAUCCGCCCCAUACCAGCAGUGUUGUCGCCGGCUUCCGAGUCACCGUCGUUUCGUUCUAAAAUCAGACGAUGCGUCGAUAGAUCGAGAGAGGAUUGAUGGUGCUGAUUUGAUCAAUGAGACCUCUUUUUCAUUUUAUUAGGUUUGUAGACGUGAAUAUGCCUAUACUUAUGUAGUAUUCAAGGCAGAUUAUUGAAAUUUUGUAUCACAUAUACUGUAAAAUGUAGUUGUAAAUGAUGAAGGACACACGGAACCACUUAGUAUUUGACUGUAACAGUGCGACAAAUG
This is a messenger RNA of Cryptococcus deneoformans JEC21, 3127 nucleotides long. RefSeq lists its product as hypothetical. NCBI's taxonomy places the organism in Eukaryota, Fungi, Basidiomycota, Tremellomycetes, Tremellales, Cryptococcaceae. The transcript has 5 exons. The coding region runs from base 603 to 2708 and encodes 701 amino acids. The record is from RefSeq and is a predicted model, not a curated record.